GCGCGGGAGCGCGCGCGGCCGCGGCUGUCCCCUCCCCCCUUCGUUACCGCGCACGCCGGGAACCGGCCGCUGCCACGGUCGGUCGUAGUCAUGGAGUCUCCGUGGGAUGAGCUGACUCUUGCCUUUUCCCGCACGUCCAUGUUCCCCUUUUUUGACAUCGCCCACUAUCUGGUGUCCCUGAUGGCGAUGAAGCGUCAGCCGGGAGCAGUGACAGUGGCAUGGAAGAAUCCUUUUUCAAGCUGGUUUACUGCUAUGCUCCACUGCUUUGGUGGAGGAAUUUUAUCCUGUAUAUUGCUUGCGGAGCCUCCAGUGAGGUUUCUUGCAAACAACACUAAUAUAUUACUGGCAUCUUCGAUCUGGUAUAUUAUAUUUUUUUGCCCAUGUGACCUAGUUUGCCAGGCCUAUUCUUUCCUACCUGUUCAACUCUUGGCUGCAGGAAUGAAGGAAGUGACGAGAACUUGGAAAAUAGUAGGUGGAGUCACACAUGCUAAUAGCUAUUACAAAAAUGGCUGGAUAGUCAUGAUAGCUAUUGGAUGGGCCCGAGGUGCGGGUGGUACCAUUAUCACAAAUUUUGAACAGUUGAUAAAGGGAACUUGGAAACCAGAAGCUGAUGAAUGGCUGAAGAUGUCUUACCCUUCCAAGGUAACCCUGCUGGGGUCAGUUAUGUUCACAUUCCAGCACACCAAGCAUCUGGCAAUAUCAAAGCAUAAUUUGAUGUUCUUCUAUACUGUCUUUCUUGUGGCCACAAAGAUAACCAUGAUGCUUACAGAGACUUCUACUGUGUCUUUUGCUCCUUUUGAGGAUGCACUGGGUCGUAUGCUGUUUGGCUGUCAUCAACGAUUUUCACCACGUGUAAAGAAAAAUGAAACUAAAUCCAAUGGCACUGGUUCAUCCACCUCAAAACCUACAGCUGAUGCUUCAGACAAGCUUAAAAAGAAGCACAGUAAGAAGACUGAGUAAAUUUACUUGCUGAGUUCUAGAAAGCAAAAAAAAAAAAAAAUUUUUUUUCUUAUCUACC
Messenger RNA from Trichechus manatus latirostris (Florida manatee), 1018 nucleotides. It is a transcript of the gene TMEM38B, whose product is annotated as transmembrane protein 38B. The coding region runs from base 91 to 960 and encodes 289 amino acids. NCBI's taxonomy places the organism in Eukaryota, Metazoa, Chordata, Mammalia, Sirenia, Trichechidae. Gene Ontology annotation, biological process: potassium ion transmembrane transport. The record is from RefSeq and is a predicted model, not a curated record. Gene Ontology annotation, molecular function: identical protein binding; potassium channel activity. The transcript is spliced from 6 exons. Gene Ontology annotation, cellular component: membrane.